AUGAAGACUUUGCAACUCUCAGCUCUUGUCGCUGGACUUUCUGUCCUUGUCUCUGCUGAGGCUGUUCCAAAGACUCCUCAAGUCUUUGCGCACCCUAAGGAGCCGAGCAACUUCAAACCUGGCCCUUCGAACAGACCUCAUGGUAGGGUUUGCAAGGUCACUCCAGAUGUAACAGAUGCUGGACCAGCUAUACUCGCUGCAGCACACAAAUGCAACCGUGGAGGCACCGUCUUCUUGCCAUCUGGCGAUUUCGUGAUUGCAACAGCCCUGGAUCUAACAUUCCUUGACGACGUGGAUUUUGCUAUCUGGGGCAAUAUCACCUUCAAGCAAGAUAUCGAUCUUUGGCCCACUCAGGCGUUCCAGUAUACUUAUCAAAGCGCGAGCAUGUUUUGGCGCUUUGGGGGUAAGAAUGUGAACAUCUACGGUGAUGGAAAGGGUGUCAUCGAUGGAGCCGGGCAGUUCUGGUGGAGUGCCAUGGCCAAGAAUUCGAGCGUUAUGCGUCCUUGUCUACUAGGCACAGACGGUCUUCACCACGCUACUAUUUCGGGACUCAAGAUGCUCAACCCACCUGGGUGGUUCAACCUGAUCUCGAACUCAACUGACGUCCUCGUGAGCGAUAUGACCAUGCUUGUUGGUAGCCAGCUGACUGGGGCCCCAGCAAAGAACACGGACGGCUGGGAUAUCUAUCGAAGCUCAAACAUAGUCAUUCAGAACUCGGUAAUCGUCAAUACAGAUGAUUGUGUCUCAUUCAAGCCCAACUCUACUCAAGUGGUUGUUCAGGGCCUCGACUGCACCGGAUCACACGGCAUCUCCGUCGGCAGCCUUGGACAAUACCAAGGCGAAACGGACCUCGUCGAAGAUCUUUACAUCUACAACAUCACCAUGACAAAUGCUGGAGACUUUGCCAGAAUCAAGGUGUGGCCCGGAGUUCCUCCUAACGUCACAGGCUCUACGAGUGGUGGCGGACUCGGCCUUGUCCGCAACGUGACCUAUGAAAACAUGCACAGUGUGAACAACGACCAUGUUAUUUCUGUCUCACAGUGCUAUUAUGCCAAGAGUCAAGAUGCCUGCAACCAGUAUCCGUCCAAAUUGGUCAUUGAGGACAUUUUGUUCAAAGAUUUCCAAGGAACCACCUCGAAAAAGUAUGACCCAAAGAUUGGCGACUUAACUUGCAGUAGCCCUGAUGUCUGUCACAAUAUCGAGGUUGUGAACAUUAACGUGACACCCCCGAGCGGUAAGGCGGCUGUCUUCAACUGUGUCAACAUGCAAGGCUCCAACCUGAGGAAUAUUACAUGUGCUUGA
Messenger RNA from Penicillium subrubescens, 1302 nucleotides. Its product is annotated as pectin lyase fold/virulence factor. Gene Ontology annotation, biological process: carbohydrate metabolic process. The transcript has 6 exons. The record is from RefSeq and is a predicted model, not a curated record. Bases 1 to 1302 code for a protein of 433 amino acids. Gene Ontology annotation, molecular function: polygalacturonase activity. NCBI's taxonomy places the organism in Eukaryota, Fungi, Ascomycota, Eurotiomycetes, Eurotiales, Aspergillaceae.